AUGGUACCCACCUCCUCUAGCCAGGAGGCCAAAGAAGCCAGCUCUUCCCGCAACCGAAGGGAGCGCGGCGUCGACGCUUCCUCUGCCACGGCGACGCGCUCCAGGCAGCUUUCAGCCGCGCAAUUCCAGGCUAGGACCGCCGCCGCGGCUGCGGCCGCUGCCAAGGCCCAGACACCAAACGCCCUAGAUCAGACAAUCGGGAGACGGAGACGCUCCUCGACCCUGGUCGCAUCCGGCUUGGUGGCCGAAGAGGACCAGGUCUCCGGACCCAGUGCUGGACCUGGAGCAGGCCCGUCGACGCUCCGGCACCCAUCUGGCAACGUGGCGCGGAUAACAUCGCUCAACCAGGUUUCCGAGGGCGUCUUUGAGUCCGAGUCGCCGCGGUACAAGCGUAGCCGCCUGCAGAAUGCUUCGGCCCAGGUUGACACCCGCGAGCCGAUCGCUGCCGAGGGCGCUUUCGGUCGCGAUGGGUCGAGGACGGUGCCGACCGAGGCGCUGUCGCGCGCGCUUCCGCGCGGUUUCAAUCCCGAUACAGGCCGCGUCAGCGAGCAGCGGACCAGUCGACCAUCGCUGCCCUUCAUCUUCAGCGAAGAUCGCGGGCCGUACCUCUCGCCGCUGUCGAACCCCAUCGCGACGCCGUCUGCGGAGUUCCCCAACCCGCACACCCCGGUACCGGAGCGAGACUCAGAGAAGACGACCGCGCAGCUUCAAAGGAAGGUCAGCGAUGCCACCUCGCCCGCUCAUGUGCGAACAUCGUCGACCAGGCAGCCAGAGAUCCCACCCACGCCGCCGCUUGCUGGCCCCGCUUCGCCAUUCGGGAGACAGCCGAUGCGCCCCGCAGUUGGAGUGACGCAGCGUACGCGUGCUGCGGCUACGGCUGCCGCAGCGAUCCAGCAGCAGCCGCAGUCCGAGUGGAGCUCCGACGCCUCGUCGCCAACGCCUACCGCAAGCAGCGUGGCCGCCGACCUGGCCAGAAGGGAGAGAGCCAAGGUGGAGCUCAUUCCAAUCCGGCUCGUGCACCCUUCAUCCUUUGCCGCGACACAGGCCGCGCCACUGCCUGCCAUCGCCCUGACACCGGCGAAGUCUCCCGAAGCCGACACCGGCCCGAUCGUUCCGCAGAAGGCUGCAGUCCAAGCGAGCGCAGGCCCCGCGACGUCUCAGGCGAAGGUAGAGGGGAGGCAGCCGACUCAGCGCGACAUGGUGGUGAAGGCGGGUCCGCAAGUGCCCCUCGUACGCAACGACCUGCAGAACCUCAAGCGCAUUUCGGCCUCGGCCGUCAGGCUGGGAAGCUCCUCGAAGCCCGCCAGCCUCCGCUCGCCGAACUCGCAAACCGAAAGCGGCACCACGCUGGCCGCGACCGCCUCCGGCCAUGGUGGAGCGGCGUCGCACGGUGUCCCUGCUGCUAUCAGCUCGCCGCCACCGCAGACUACCGAGUCCACCUUCGGUCGGCUGCCGCACGCUCCGCCCGCUGCGCGGCCCACUGAGGGCGCGUCCAACACCAAGCUCCUCAGCGUGGGGGGGCACGUCCUUGGGACCUCGAAGGCGACGCUGCUGUCGCGCAAGGACGGCACGGCAAGACCCAUCUACUCGCCGACGCCACUCACCGUUGCUGCCGCGGUGCAGCAGCAGGAUCGCACCGGGCACGACGACCAGAGAACUGGCGCCGAGGAUCGGCUUGCUCCACUCACGGACAGCGCGCUGCCUGCGUCAACGGUGGCACCACCAGCGCCCCAGUUGCCGCACAAUACGCGUUUCGAGCAACGAGGCGACCCGGAAGUCGCGUCGCCCAACGUCCGCCAGCCUUUGCAGGUCUCUGGCAAUGCUCGCGGAUUCGACGACUCGAGACGCGCCACUCUGGGAGUCGCGCAGCCCAGCGAUGAGCAGCAGGGGCAGGGGAACAAUGUCGGGUCGCCCGAUAUUGACUCUGACCUGCUCCGCGAGGCUAACCGUCGGCUCUUUCUGUACCAGCAGCAGCAACAGCAGAAGGAGGAGCUCGACAAGAGGAAGCAAGGCGAUGCUUUCGUCGGCAUCGAAUCCACCGCCGACCUUGGAACCAAGGAAGCCCCACAAGAAGCGAUGCAGCGACACCCCAGUGGCCGCCGCGAUUCUGUCGAUUCCGCCUCGACGGCUUUCGAGGCUGAAGAUGUGGGUAAUGCCGCAGCCGCCGCCAUGACUGGCGGUACGACCAUGGCCAAGACGCUGAGCGAUCGGCAGGCCGAGAAGCGAAGGUCGAUCUCGCGUGAGGGACCCAAGCUGAUUGCUGGAGGCCUCGUCGCACCGCCGAGUGACGUUCCAGAGGCCAAGGAGCCAUCGUCGGAAGGCAGCCGCUCCCACCAUCGCGAUCUCGGCCACACCGACCAUGGCGACGACGCGGACUCCGAGUCGUACCUCGGCACGCGCCAGACGCAGCAGCUCAUCAUCGACACGGCCGACACGCGCGCCGACGAAUCGCGCGGGAGGUCCGACUUCCGCUUCAUCCCCAUCCUCAACGUCCACGCCGCUGGCGGCAAGAACCGACCGCGAACUGGAAACACGCGUGUCUCGUUCCGCUCCGGCCAUUCGAGAGAUGGACAGGGCCACGGCCAGGGGCGUCUGCACAAUGCGCCGGCCUGCCGCCAGUGCUUCCGCGCGGGCUUCGACUGUGCCAUGAAUCUGCACCUGGGUGAGGGCACCAUGGGUCGCAAGGCGUUCCAAGACUUUGUCGCGGCGGGCGGCCUCAAUGCUCUCAGCAUCCGCGACGGCGUUGUCCAAGACGCCGAUGGCUCCAUCUACGACAACAACAUCACCGUCGGGGAUGCGCUCGGCCGCAACUACGUCGACAAGCUAGGCGAGGUAGCGUUUGGCGAGAGCGCACUCAGCCGGCCGGUGACGCGCGGAAUGAUGCACAACCUGCUGGAAGAGAAGCAGGAGAAGGAAUUCCGCGGCCGGCUGGUAUCCGAUCACCGACCCUGGUCGUCGGACGAGCAGGCCGACGACGCCGAUGCGAUCAAGGAGGUUGCACGGCCGAGCGUCGACGGAGCGCCGCAGGAAGACUACGGCGCCGCGGCCCAAGCGCCGAGGCAGCAGGACCGGCGCCUGAGCCAGGCCACGCUGCGCAACGAGCCGACGGCGCUCAUCGCCCGCAACCUCAAGGACGGCGGCUUCGGACCAGGAUCCCUCCCAGCGACUCUGCCCAAAGCCGACAUCGACCCUGCCGACUUUGACAGCCUCAGCGACCGCACCGCGUCGGACGACCUCGACUUUCUGCCCGACCGCUGGCCGCUGUGGCGCAAGCUGUUGCAGAUGCUCGUGCUGGGCGUCUACGCCUUUGCGCUGCAGGCGCUCGACUCGGGCUACACCGAGGCCAUCCCGCAAAUGCUGGCCGACUUCCGCCCGGGCGCGCCGUGGGACAAGCUCAUCGGUCUCGGGAUGCUCUGCUUCAACGGCAGCCAGGCCGGCGGUCUGAUGCUCGGCUGCUUGCUCGUCAGCUUCGGCCGCCAGCGCAUCGUGCUCGUGACGCUCGUCAUAGUCGGUGCCAUUUGCGUCAUCGCCGGCUUUACGAGCGCGGUCGCCGUGAUGCUGGUGCUCGAGUACCUGCUGGGCCAGGUGGCGGGCGUCGUCCUCUUCCUCGUCGCCGCGACGCUGGUCGACAUCUUUGACACCUACACGACCCGCCUCGUCGGCCUGAUGAUGCUCAUCUUCGCCGUGGCCACGGGCCAGCUGGCGGGACCGUGGAUCGCGCGCCUCAUCAUCGCCCAGGCGUCGUGGUCGUGGCAAUUCUGGGCCAUGCUCGCCUUUGCCGGCGUCAUGAUUGUCGUCAUCGGCAUCUGCACGCGCGAGACCAAUGCCUCGGUCCUCUUCCGCCGCCACGUCCAGACGCUCCGUCGCGAACAGGGGCUUUGGACGCCCGAUCCGCAACCGGAGCCGACGUGGACCCAGGUGCUGGCCGAGGACGGCGUGCGGCCUUUCCGCGUCCUCUUCAGCUCGUGGACCCUCCCGCUGCUGAGCGUCACGACCAUCUUCUUCCUGGGCGUCUUCGUCUUCAUGUACGCGGCCAUCGACCGCGUCUUUGUCGACGUCCACGGCCUCUCGCCGACGAUGGGCGCGCUCGCCUCGACCGUCUCUGGCGUCGUGGGCGUGCUGUGGGCCGUGUUUGCGCUCCUCGUCGUCGACUCGCGCAUCAACGGAGCGCCGGACCUGCGCACUCUCCACAUCGACGAAAAGGGCUACAUCGACGCCUCCAAGGCUGAGCGCAAGACGGAGCGUGUCCUGAUCGGCGCGCUGCUGGGCGCCGGCCUGUUUUCGCUCUCGCUCUACACGCUGGCGCUGACGUCGCAGAUGGACCUGGCCUGGAUCUUCACCGCCUUUGGCGUCGUCAUGCACACUGCCGGCCUCAUCAUGGUCGUCGUCAGCGCGCUUCAGUAUGCGCUGGACAGCUUCUCCCCGGCGCGCACCACAAAGAUCCAGGACGUGACGGCGCGCGAGGAGCCGCCCUCGACGCCGCCCUCCGUGUCGCCGGGCGCUCGGACCAACGACGUCGGGGCCGUCGAGGAUCCCUACACGACGGUGCCGCAAAGGCGCAGCCUGGUCCGCCGCGAGUCGGACGACACGGUCUCGUCGAUGUCGAGGCGCGACAAGCGGUGGGCCAACGAGACGGCUCUGGCGGCAUUCGCCGUCCUGGCCGGCCUGACAGUCAUGGUCGCCAACGUGCUCUAUCUCCCGUCGACGACGCCCUCGGAGACGAUCAGCUUCCAGGCCUUUGCCGUCAUCUUUGCCUCGGCCUCGCUCGUCGCCGUGGCAGGGCCGGUGCUGCUCUACAUCUACGGCGGACGCGCGCGGCAGGCGGCCGUGGCCAAGCUCGACCACGACGAGCGGGCGCGCGCACACCGCCGCGCGGCGCGGCGGCGCGAGCGAGGCCACCUCGAGGACGGUAAUGGCCGCGGACAAUCGACUGGCCCGCGCGUCUCUUCCGCGAGGGCGAGUCGCGUGGUGCCGUGGAUCUCCAAGUGCCUGAGCGGCGACACGAUCAUCACCAACGGGACCGAGGCCGACGCAGCUCGCAUCCGAGCUCGCGCAGAAGCGCAGGCGCAGGGCUACCUGGUCGGCGGCGGUGACGUUACCGUCAGCCCGGCCGGAUCGGUCCACGAGCGCACCAGGAGGAAGGAGCUCUUCCUCGGUCGCAUCCUGGCCGAGCGAGCGCAGCAGGACCGGGUCGGCGGGACCACGACGCCGCUCCGUCCGCGCUCGACGAGCCGCUCGCACCUCCGCCACGCUCGGACCGCUUCGGACAGCGUCGUCCGACCCAGCUCCCGCCAGGUCGAGCGGUUCGAGCAGCAGCAGGAGCAGGAGCUGGCGAGCCGGCCCUUGACGCCCGUCAUGCCGCGCAACAGCCGCGACCUGUCGCGCAUCAACCUCCUCGAGACCUCGCUCGACGCCGCCAUCGACUUUCCAUCCACCACCGCCGCCGCCGCACAGGGUGGAGAAAGGGCCGACGGCAAAUACUGGACCCGCGGGCACGCCCGCAACGCCACCCAUGACGGCAGCCGCGCCCGAGUGGUGGGUACAGGCGCCGGUGCCAACGCUCGCGAUCGCGCCGAGACGCGUCGAGAUGCCGACGGCAAGGGCCGGUUCGACCUGUGGGUCAGCUGA
Messenger RNA from Pseudozyma flocculosa PF-1, 5628 nucleotides. RefSeq lists its product as uncharacterized. Gene Ontology annotation, molecular function: transmembrane transporter activity. The record is from RefSeq and is a predicted model, not a curated record. The coding region runs from base 1 to 5628 and encodes 1875 amino acids. The transcript has a single exon. Gene Ontology annotation, biological process: transmembrane transport. NCBI's taxonomy places the organism in Eukaryota, Fungi, Basidiomycota, Ustilaginomycetes, Ustilaginales, Ustilaginaceae.